UCCUCCUGUCAGAAACACACAUCUACCCCUGACACAUGGCUAACAGUGGGAGACGGAAGGGGCGAGAAAGAGUUGGGGAGUGACAUAUACGCUGAAGACGGCAGAAAGAGGCAGUCGGCCAUCUGUGGUCGGUCCCCCGCUACUCUGCAGCUGUGUUGGAGUGAGUAAACCGUUCUGGGCUCCAUCAGGACUCUGGAAACAACAGACUGAGAUAGAGGGGUUUUCCGACAGCUAUUGCUCAGGCGAUGAGCCUACGCUGGGGCAAUGCUAAGACCUCGUUGGCCAUGGAUUAGGCCCCCGGGGCUUCUUCUUUGGAAGGACGGGUGACACCCCAGCUGGAUUUCUGCUGUAGCCAAGUUCCAUGACUAUCAUUAGUGGCUAAUGAACUGCUGCUAGAGAGGAAACACAGAAGGACCCUGUGGAGAGAGAAGGAACCUUACAUCUGUUAUUAAGCGGCCCAGAGAUCACUAAAAAGGACUUCCUUUCCUCUGCAUGAGAAUAGAACUCUUUAAAGUUUAAAGCAUUACGAUAGGGUAUCUGCCUUGGAAGUCAUUUUUGCAGACUAACUGGUUUUUAUUUUUUAUUUUUUUACUUGAUUAUUGGAGGUAUUGGAUAAUUGCCACCAUGAUACUGAAUGAAAUCUUUUCAACUUUUCAACUUCCUUUUUUUCACUUGACUGAAGGAGUUUCAACAAAACAUUAACAUCACAAAGGAUUUUUUUGCUUGAGCUUGACUGUUUUUUUUAUACAUUUAGAUUUUUUUUCUACCUUUCUAUGCCCUGAAAGAAAUAGAUCACCAUGGCAGCAGCAUAUCGUGUAGUGGUGAGCAGCGUGAGCUGCUACAACAGUGUGGUAGUAGACCGGCGCACUCACUCCCAUGCAGUGCACUACUGCUCUGGUCCAUGUGGGGCGCUGUCCCAGGGUCUAGACUGUACUGUCGCACACCGCGGCACGUGCUCCGAGCUGCUUGUUGCACCUGACCCUCCAUACACUGAUCCAAACAGCAUACAAAUACACUCUCACAACAUGAUCACCCACCAUGGUAAAAUUAGUGUUACCAUGGAUACAAGCUAUAAUGGUGGUCUAGAGAGAGCAGGAAGCAGUGGCAAUUUGUCUGUAGGGGAGGAUAGCCCAACGUGGCGCGGUAAAAAGAAUCCUUGUCUUGUAGGAUCCACAGGAAACUUGAGCUCCUCUGGCAGUCUGAAGGACAUUACGGAAGAGGCCAUUAACCUUGCAAGUGGUAAAACCAAAGAGUUUUCCUUUGACAAGCUUCGCCUCUCCUCUUCAAGCCAUGUCACCUUCCGGAAAGGUCGAAAGGUCCGUCCUGACUCUUUCAGCCGUCGCUCGACUGACCUGGAGAUCAUCUAUGGCCACUUCAGCUCAAACAUUGCUACAAAUGGAAUGACUAAUGGCAUGACAAAUGGCACGGUAACUUCUAAUGAUGAGAACCUGCCACCAUUUGUGCCAGGGAAAACAACAGAAGAGACAAAACUGAAAAGCAGUACAAGCACUUUGUCAGCCAUCACCAAAAUCGGGGGUGGGUCGACAAGCAGCAUGACCAGUAUUGGUUCUUUGGACCAAAGCCUGAACACUGUGGCCUCCUUGUACCGCAAUGCCUUUGGUGAGGAGAAUCUCAUUGCUCGUCUGCUGGAGAAGACUCGUGCAGAGGCAGGCACUGGGGGAGCAGGCGGUGAGGACAUUCGUGCCUGCCUUGACAUCCUGCUUAAAUGUUCUGAAGACCUAAAGAAAUGCACCGACAUCAUAAAACAAUGCAUCAAACGCAAAGCUGGUGGAGGGCCAGAGGAUGGCGGAGACAGUCCUGACAGUGUUUACCGAGCUGUGAUGACCCGACUUAGCUCCUAUUUGAAGAGACUACCUCUGGAGAUAGAGGGAAUUGGCAGUUUGGGUAGCACUGGGCAGGGAGGUCAGAGCUUGCCUGGGAGUGGGCACAGUGAUCUGGCAGAGCUGAUCAGUACCCUCCACUCCAUCCAGCAAGGACCAUACUCUCCAAUGUUCGGCAAUGAGCAACCUCCUCGCUAUGAGGAUGUGGUCCAGUCACCUCCAAGUCCAAAGACUGUUCCUCAUUCUGCCUCUUUUACUCCCUCCUCAUCAUCUUUGAAAUCAGACUCCAUCCAAACCAAACCAGUCCUGAGUUCCCCGUCCAGAGCCAGUCCACUUACCAAUGGACUACAACAUUCACAUUCUUCGUCUAUUACACAACAUACACUCUCUCCUCCAUCCAUUACAUGCACUCCAUCCAGCAUCUCUCCAACACACACCCCAUCGCCUCUGCGAACCUCCCCAACACCACCGUACUCACAGACUCCCCCGGCGUCCCCCAUGGAAGCUCUUUACAUUGAGGAGGAGGAAGCAGACGUUGACAAGUCAACAGAGCAGAUCUUUCAUCAGGCACACAAUCCAACAAGAGGGACGAACACAAAUGGGCAAACUUUGGGUCAACACAUGAACCUGUCCCAUCCACAAACACUCAAUAACACUUUAAAUACUUUGCCUGCCAGCACUGGCUAUAGCUCCCCUUGGUCCUCCUCACAAUCAUUAACAAUCUCAGCACCCAAAGGUGUCUCUCACAGGAAUGAUGACAUUGACAAGCUGCUGAUGGACUUGGAAAACCUGUCACAGAGUAUGAGCCACCCCAGAAAAUCUGAGCCUCCUCUUCCAGCUAAAACCAGGAAGAGGGAAGGAGGUCAGGGAAUGACUUCAGGUGAGGCCUUCACUCAUCCCAAAAUGUCCCAGUUCCAAGUACAGAAGCAGGACAGUCACCUAACCAUGAACGGCCCUAGCUCCAGGACUCCCCAGAUCCUCGCUCCUACCCAGGGUGAGAGCAGUGACGCUGUGGUGGGUGAAGAGGAGGAUGGGGCUCUGCUAAUGAGGAUCCUGGAGAGUAUUGAGAGUUUCGCCCAGGAGCUGGUGGAUUCUGGGGCGGGGAGCACAGGGAGUGCUGAGAGGAACAGUGGGAAGGAACAUAUGAUGAGGCUUUUGCAGGAUACACUGGCCACAACUGACAGGCCUGACACCCCUCUGGAGAGUACAAGCACACUAGCUGCUCCUAUGGCGCCUUCAAUGCACACAAAUACAGUCCCAGCUAUACCACCAAAACAGUGUCAGGCAAACACACCUGCAGUUUCAUUUGCAUCGACACAUGUAAGUGCAGCAUCUAAAGAUGUGUGUGAUGUAACAUUAGGACCUGUACUUAAAACUACAUCUGAUGUUACCCCUAAACUUCUGCCUGCACCCAAACCUGAGCCUACACCUGAGGCUGCAGAUAGACUUACAGAAGCCUCUGCGAGUGGCCCUGAUCCAGAAUUCAUACCUGCACCUGUAAGCUUGCAUUCCUCCACGUAUCCAACUGAACUCACACCCGUGGCUGCACCUGAAGCUCCAGCCCCCGUCGCCAACCAUGUGGUGGUCGGCGCAAGAGACGCUGCCGCUGAAGAUCCGGCUGCCGGGAGAGAAGUUGGUUCAACCCUCCUCAUCCAACAGACGCCAGAGGUGAUCAGAGUUCAGUCCAAACCGGAGAAGAAACCGGGCACACCUCCACCCGCCCCCGCUCUGCCCACAGCCACACCUGCCCCGCGCUCACCCAGCCCUCCCCCGGCUCCGGUGAUUGUCACCCCUCCUCCUCCUCCUCCUCCUCCUACUCCUCCUCCUCCACCUCCUCCACCUCCUCCUCCUCCAGCCAUCAACAUUCCCAGGUUCUACUACCCCCGCGGGCUCCCUUCCAUGGGCCCGGGCGCCAACCAUGAAGUGGCCAUCACUGCCAUCGAGACGGCCUUCACGGAGUUUGAGGAAGAGAAGGCGGACAUUUAUGAGAUGGGAAAGAUUGCGAAGGCGUGCGGGUGUCCACUUUACUGGAAGGCCCCCAUGUUCUACUCAGCAGGCGGCGAGAGGACGGGCUUCGUCUCCGUUCACUCCUUCAUCGCAACCUGGAGGAAGUUGUUGCACAGCUGCCAUGAUGAUGCGUCAAGGUUUAUUUCCCUGCUAGCCAAACCGGGCUGUAACUACCUGGAGCAGGAGGACAUGAUUCCUCUACUGCAGGACAUUGUGGAUACACACGCUGGACUCACCUUUCUGAAGGAUGCACCUGAAUUUCAUUCCCGCUACAUAACAACGGUAAUCCAACGGAUAUUCUACGUGGUGAACCGCUCGUGGACGGGCCGCAUCACCAUGAUGGAGCUGCGCAGGAGCAACUUCUUACAGACCCUGGCCCUGCUGGAGGAAGAGGACGACAUCAAUCAGAUCACCGACUACUUCUCCUACGAACACUUUUAUGUCAUCUACUGCAAGUUCUGGGAGCUGGACAGCGACCACGACCUCUACAUCGACCCCAAGGACCUGGGGAGAUACAACGAUCAUGCGUCCUCAAACAGAAUCAUCGAACGAUUGUUUUCGGGCGCGGUGACUCGGGGUAACGCUGUGCAGAGAGAAGGCAGGAUGAGCUACGCUGAGUUCGUCUGGUUCCUCAUUUCGGAAGAAGACAAGAAAAAUCCCACCAGUAUAGAGUACUGGUUCCGCUGCAUGGACACAGAUGGCGAUGGGGUCCUGUCCAUGUUUGAGUUGGAGUAUUUCUAUGAAGAGCAGUGCGAGAGGAUGGAGAGGAUGGGCAUCGAACCUCUGCCCUUCCAGGAUCUGCUCUGCCAGAUGCUCGACCUGGUCAAACCUGAGAACCAAGGUAAGAUAACCCUUGGUGACUUGAAGCGCUGCCGGAUGGCCCACAUUUUCUUUGAUACUUUCUUCAACCUGGAGAAGUACCUGGACCAUGAACAGAGAGACCCAUUUGCUGUGCAAAAGGAUAUUGACAGUGAAGGUCCAGAGCCGUCUGAUUGGGAUAAAUAUGCCUCUGAAGAGUAUGAGAUACUGGUGGCAGAGGAGACUGCAAAUGAACAGCUACAUGAGGGGUCAUUCGAUGAUGACUAUGAAUCGGAGGAGCUGCAGGUCCCCGGAGAGAUCGGGAAUAAAAUGGACAAACUGGUUAUAUCUGACCUGACGGCAUGAAACUUCUGGGGAUUUACAAUCUGAGGAACAAACAGGAUUAAAGGGAGAAGAAGAUCUCGUUGGAUGGAUGCAUCAUAAAUACGUGGAUGUAAAGACAAAUAGUGGAAAGCAUUUUUUUUUCCUCUGAUGCCUCAUCAAAAUGGACUCAACUGUUUUUUUUUAUGUGUGUGACCCUUAACCAGAAUUGUCCUGGGUCUGGUGCAAUAAUAAAUCUGUUAUCAAACAGAAAAAAAGUCACUGCCUCCAGCUCACAAAGUCAACAUAGGGGAAAGCAGUGUAUGAUUAAACAAAUGUAAAUGUUAUUUUAAUUGUAAAUUCUCUACAGACAAUCCUGCCAGAAGACAAUCACUUUUUUUUUCACUGUGCUAAAGGUAGAAAGACAGGUAGACUGUCGGCUCCACUAAUGAACUCAAAGUUGUAAACAUAUAAUAGUAUAUAAUGAUAGUUAUAGGCACUGCCAACAAUCAGCUGCUCACUAUGAUGUUACAUACAAACAGACACUGCCGUCACAAACCGGCUGCCUGUGCAGCUCAUCACUGUGUUCUUUGUAAAGGAAGUUCAUUUCACCUUUAACAUGUUUGUAACAGCGCCUCUAUGUGGCCAGACUCUGCUACUGCACAUGCACAGUGCAGUGCGGCAGGCCAACUUUUUUCAAAAAGGACUUUCCUUCACGGUCUGAGCUUAUCUAGUAUUAGUGCAGAAUUAUUAGCGCUCUAGUAAUGGAGUCCAUUUUCUCUCAUUUGUACAAAAAAAAACAGUCCUUCAUUACAUUAACUUAAACUUACCAGCCGUUCUCUACACUUCUUUUUUAUUAAGGUCAAACAUAUCAAACUCUCUGGGAGAGUUGGUCACACAUUUCCACUUGUAACAUUUGUAAUAACGAAGACACGAAGAAGUGUGUGUAAUGCAAUCAUUUAAAAACAUCCCUCUGUAUUAUUUUUUGUAUAUGUUCUUUACCUGGUUAUUGCUUUGAUCUGAUCAUGUUGAUUAUGCCAAAAUAUGUUAUUUUACUGCAUAUAAAUCUCAUUGACUGUUUAUUUAUAAAAAUGUGUUGAAGCUAAUUUUCCCUUUAACACCGAUACCAAACACACCACUGGAAUGCCUCCUAAUAGAGUCAGUCCACCCAAAAAGCAUUUAUUCCUAAACCUCUACUGGUAUCCAGCAAGCACAUAUUUUAAUGUACGGUAGUAUAAAGUUUGUCUAUUGCAUUUUUGCCUCAACAACAUUUCAUAGCAAAUAAUUUGAAUUACAUUUUUUGGGCUUGUACAAGCUUUAAAUUGCAGCUACGCUCUGCUGAGGAAAUGUAUUUUUGUAACCCUCGUCAGUACGAGUAAGACUUAGUAAGGUUUAAGUCCGUCUAUUUGGGUGAACUGACCCUUUAACACCAUGAUUUACUGUGCUGCACUCACAGGGACAGGUGCAAGUGUGUACACUGCCCGUACUGUAAUAACUAGGAGCGUGUGUUUGCUUAUAAAUCACUGAUAGAGUGGUGUGUUUUAGGAGCGCGUGACGUGUAGCUCUCAGUUUCAGGCUGUUUAUAUGUCGUAGCUGUUGCCAUGGGGAUGUGUUCCCUGGCUCAGUGUGUGUGUGUGUGUUCUUGUAUAACUCCUUAAUUAGAAAGUGGACAGCUCGUGUCCUCAAUGGCUUCAAAUCCAGUGUUAUAUACCUCCUUUACUGGCACUUACUGUACACAGACACACUCAUACACACACCAGAUUUGUAUUGCUUUGAAAGGGAAAAAGCUAGGGGGCACUGUAAGGUUUUAAGACCUCUUGCUCUACAGCCAUUGUAAAUGUGCCUGACUGUGUUUUAAACUAUAUUAUUAUAACGAUUAUAGUAAUAAUAAGCCAUUAUAGAUAUAUAACGGCUCAGAUUUUUUGAUGUAUUUUCAUGUUGCUGUGCCACUGUGUGGCUCGGGAUAAGGGGGGUAAAUUAUGUUAGGUGCGUGUAUGUUUGUGUGUAUUUCAUCAGCAGAAGAAGACUGAUCCGACAAUCACAAAAAUAUAUGGGAUUAUCUCUGUUGGACACCUCUGAGAUUGAUGUUUCACUGCUGUGUUCUCGCACACACUCGAGAAGAGCCGCUCAACCAGUGAAGACAGUAAAGAACUGUUGAAGGCAACAGGACGACUCUGGUUGAUGACUUUCUCUGGCUCUCUGUAAAAUGACCUGAUGAUCAUAAAUGCAGCAUCGGGCAAGGAAAGAAGCCACACAAGACUCUUACUAAGAAACUGAAUCUCUACUAAAGGAAGUAGAAAGAAGACUUUUACUUUGGUCUCUAUUGUGAGGGAUAAAGAGGACACUUUUACUUUGAUAUACCUCCUCUGUGUAGAGGAGACUUAAGGAUGAGAUGUGUUCAAAUCCUGGUGGUUAUUAUAUUGGCAUGGUUUUAUUUCAGUCAUCCUCUUUCCUUUCAUAUUUUCUUUUUCUUUCUUUCUUUUCUUUCUUUACUUUCUUUCAUUCUGUCUCUCUUUUCCCAUUUUAUUAUUUUUUUUCCUCUUCAUUUUCUUUGCCUUGUCCCAUGUUAUUUCUUGCUUUUUUGUCUGAAGUUUAAAAGUUCAAAUAAAAAAAUUC
Labrus bergylta (ballan wrasse) is the source of this 7583-nucleotide messenger RNA. The record is from RefSeq and is a predicted model, not a curated record. NCBI's taxonomy places the organism in Eukaryota, Metazoa, Chordata, Actinopteri, Labriformes, Labridae.